Molecule: messenger RNA, 5292 nt
Organism: Oncorhynchus keta (chum salmon)
Lineage: Eukaryota; Metazoa; Chordata; Actinopteri; Salmoniformes; Salmonidae
Gene: polk
Product: polymerase (DNA directed) kappa
Exons: 16
Coding region: 1992-4853 (953 amino acids)
Biological process (GO): error-prone translesion synthesis
Cellular component (GO): nucleus
Molecular function (GO): damaged DNA binding; DNA-directed DNA polymerase activity
Source: RefSeq, a predicted model, not a curated record
UAAAAUGCAAUACUACAAAUAAGGUAGAACAAAAACAUACAAUAUAAAAUAAAAACACGAUAAAGUAAGCAUACCAUACCAUAUACAGGGUCAGUUCCAGAACAAUAUUUACAAUGUGUAGGGAUACUAGAUCAAUAGAGGUACAUACGUUUUUGGGAAAGGUGACUAGGCAUCAGGAUGUACACUCCAUGGCCAAAAGAAUGCGGACACCUGAUGGUCAAACAUUCCAAUUCAUCCCAAAGGUGUUUGAUGAGGUUGAGGUCAAGGCUCUGUGCAGGCCAGUCAAGUUCUUCCACACCGAUCUCGACAAACCAUUUCUGUAUGGACCUCGCUUUGUGCAUGAGGGCAUUCUCAUGCUGAAAUUAGGAAAGUGCCUUCCCCAAACUGUUGCCACAAAGUUGGAAGCACAGAAACAUCUAGAAUGUCAUGUAUGUUGUAGCGUUAAGAUUUCCCUUCACUGGAACUGAGGGGUCUAACCCAAACCAUUAUUCCUCCUCCACCAAAUGUUACAGUUGGCACUAUGCAUAGGGACAGAUUUGUCCAUCGGACUGCCAGAUGGUGAAGGGUGAUUUAUCACUCCAGAGAAAGUGUUUCCACUGCUCCAGAGUCCAAUGGUGGCAAGCCUUGCACCACUCCAGCCCACUCUUGGCAUUGCGCAUGGUGAUUUUAAGCUUGUGUGUGGCUGCUCGGCCAUGGAAACCCAUUUCAUGAAGCUCCCGACGAACAGUUCUUGUGCUAAAGUUGCUUCCAGAGAGAGUUUGGAACUCGGUAGUGAGUGUUGCAACCGAGGACAGAUGAUUUUUACGUUCUAUGCGCUUCAACAUUCGGCGGUUCCGUUCUGUGAGCUUGUGGCCUACCACUUUGCGGCUGAGCCAUUGUUGCUCCUAGACGUUUCCACUUCACAAUAACAGAAUAUACAGUUGACUGGGCAGUGCCAGCAGGGCAUACAUUUUACGAACUGACUUGUUGGAAAGGUGGCAUCCAAUGGAGGCUGAUGGCUCAUAAUAAUGGCUGGAAUGGAAUCAAACACUUGGAAACCAAAUGUUUGUCUAUGGAGAUUGUAUGGCUGCGUGCUCGAUUUUAUACACCUGUCAGCAAUGGGUGUGGCUGAAAUAGCCGAAUCUACUAAUUUGAAGGAGUGUCCACAUACUUUUGUAUAUAUAGUGUAUGAUAAACAGAGUAGCAGUAGCAUAUAUGAUGAUUGUAUGUGAGUAGUCAGUAGAAAUGUAUGUGCAUAUUAUGUGUGUGUGAGCAAAUGAUGGUGUUAGUGUGUUGGAGUAUCCAUGUGCUUAGUUUGUAGGGCCCUGUGAGUGUGCAUAGAGACUGUGCAAAAAAUAAUAUAAAAAAAAAAAAAUGUAGGGCUUCGUGGCAUUGUGACCAUCUCCAUUUUGAAGUAGUCCAUUUUCUUCUUACUACUUCUUACUACUAUGAGUUGGUUAACAAACAAGAUUGUGCUUACUGCCACCUGGACUUUGUUGUUUGAAAAAGUAUAAAGCCACUGUUGGUCAUUUACUGCUACUUGCAGUUAUGGAAUGUUUGCUCACAAGUAUAAUUCAUUGGCGGAUCCCUCCUGAUGACCUGGAUGGAAUUAUGUGAUCCUUCCCUAACCCAUAGGAAGUCUCACUCGGUUGACUUAGUUCAAAAUGGGGAAAGUCCUCAAUGACGUUGCUCGUGCAUAAAUUCGCUUUUGGGCACUAGAGUCCUCUAUACAUCUCUAUGGGGACGACACAAACCUUGGACUCGGCCUGUGGUUGUUAGGUCAGGUGGUAGAGAAAGGAAGAUAAUUCCUCCAUUAUCUCUGUUUAGGAUAUCGCCGCUAUGCAGAAACUGUUCAAAGUUUUGUUUAUACGCGCGCUGCGUGGUUUUACAUCCGUAAACAAGGAAACUGCACCUCCCCCUAAUUGACGUAGAGUGCGGAAGCAAAUUCAGAACUCAAAACUGAAGCGGCAAAGGCAAAGAAUAUACUUUUACCGGUCUCACUUGAAGGAAGUAUGGCGACAGGGGGGACCUCCUCUUCCAGUGGGGAGGGCUUCCUCUCAAGAAUGGCCCUCAAUGACAACAAGGCUGGAAUGGAGGGCCUUAACAGGGACAAGAUUAACAAGAUCAUCAUGGAGUCCUCCAAGGGCUCCAGGUUCUAUGAGAACGAGCUGAAGAAGGAACAGCAGGUGAACCAGCGCAUUGAGAGGAUGAUGUUGCAGAAAGCACACAUCACUGAGCAACAGCUGAGCAAAGCGCAAGCACAGGUGGAGAAAAUGACCUCUGACCUGGAGAGGGGGCGUGACCUGAGCCGUGUGAUUGUGCAUGUGGAUAUGGAUGCCUUCUAUGCUGCGGUGGAGACGAGAGACUGUCCUGACCUGAUGGACAAACCCAUGGCCGUGGGCUCCAUGAGCAUGUUGUCAACAUCCAACUACCAUGCCAGGAAGUUUGGGGUUCGUGCCGCCAUGCCUGGCUUCAUCGCAAAGAAGCUCUGCCCAAACCUGGUUAUUGUUCCAACCAACUUUGACAAAUACAGAGCAGUGAGCGCUGAAGUUCGGGAGAUCUUUGCAGACUAUGACCCUCACUUCCUGCCCAUGAGUCUCGAUGAAGCAUACCUGGACAUCACUGACCACCUUGAGCAGAGGAGAGGCUGGCCAGAGGCCCUCCGUACCCACCGUCUCUACACCAACAACACUGGGACAGCUAGAGUUGAGGACCAUGGUGGCCUACAGGAGACAGUAGAGGUAGAGGGUUUGUCUCCUGUCCUGUUUGAGAACAGCCCCAGCUCCUCCCCCUGUCUGCAGGAGGCUGCUGGGGGAGAGGUGGAAGUGUUUGGGACCUGUGCCGAGGAGGCGGUAAGAGAGAUGCGCUUCCGCAUCGAGCAGAAGACCUCACUAACUGCCAGCGCAGGCAUUGCCCCAAACAUGAUGCUGGCCAAGGUUUGUAGUGAUAAGAACAAACCCAACGGCCAGUACAGACUCCCCUCUAACCGACAGGCUGUCAUAGACUUCAUACAGGACCUGCCAGUCCGGAAGAUCUCAGGCAUUGGGAAGGUGACAGAGAAGAUGCUGGGAGCUCUAGGUAUCACCAGCUGUUCCCAUCUUGGCCAGGAGAUGGCGCUGCUGGCCCUGCUGUUCUCUGAGGCGUCUUGGCAUAACUUCCUCCACAUCUUCAUGGGCCUGGGCUCCACACACAUCGAGAGGGACGGAGAGAGAAAAAGCAUGAGUACAGAGAGGACUUUUGGAGAGAUGGGUGCAUUAGAGGAGCAGUUCUCGCUGUGCAAGGAGCUGUGCCAAGACCUGGCUCAGGACCUGCAGAAGGAGGCGCUCAAGGGCAAGACGGUGACGUUGAAGCUGAAAAAUGUUAACUUUGAGGUGAAAACCAGAGCGUGGACGUUGCCGUGUGCUGUUGCUACGACGGAAGAGCUCUUUGCUGUCGCUAAGGACUUGCUGAAGACUGAGAUCGACAACGUCAGCCCCCAGCCACUGAGACUGAGGCUUAUGGGCGUUCGGGUUUCCAGUUUUGCCAGUGCUGACGACAAGAAACCCCUGCAGAAGAGCAUUGUGGGAUUUCUCCAUAAAAAACAGACUGACUCUAGUAGCACCUCCCAGAUCUCCUCCCACAAGCCUGUGAAAGAGCAUCCACCUAGGCCUCCAGGCCAGACUCAGCCCUCUGCCUGCCCUUCCAUGGUACAGCAGAGACAGGGGCAAGAGGGUCACGCCUCGGUACCCAGCUGGGGAGGGGUGGAGGUGGGUGGGACUGGGGAGAACCAGCAGUCCUUCUUGCAGAGAGCUCACGCCCAGAGGCUGCGACUGCAAGCUGAGAGAGAGGACCCACCAGAGAAGGGAGAUUGUAAUGGCUUCGAGACCAGACGGGGCCCAACCUCAUCGACCACCACCCCCGAAGGGACACAGACACACACUCCGAAGAAUACAAAUAUAUCAGCAGAGACAGACAUCUCUAUGAGUGCAUUGACAGCUUCGGACAAAAUGACACAUGAACCUUCAGCCCAUGCAUCUACUUCAUCAUGCUGUUCAACAGAGCCAGAGUCAGGGACAGACAGUCUCACCUGCCCUGUAUGCUUCAGGGAGGUGAACACCACAGAGCUGACAGUCUUCAACAGACACAUUGACCAGUGUCUCAGUGGGGUUACUAUGGGGCAAAACAACCACACAGACACAGAGCUAGAGAGAGGCCCCUGUGUCUGUGAGGAGGUGGAGAAAGAGAUAACUGGAGGGAAGAGGGAGGAGGGGCCGAUGGAGAAAGGUAGUAAGCUGCUCAGUAGGUGCGUGUUUGACUCAGUGGGCCUUCAAUUAGACUCAAGUGCAGGUGAUCAUACGGAGUCCACUACAGGUUUACUUCUAUAUGAGACGAGUACAGCUAAUAUUUCACUAAGCACUGUGGGCCUGAACCCUGUCUGCCUUAACACUUGUCCAAAUGGAGAUGUAUCUAUACAUAGAGCUAACACCCUGAAGGUUUCAUCUCAAAGUGACCCUCAUGUUCGGGUUUGUCUGUUGUCCCCCGGUGGACCUCGGCCAAUGACUACGCCCAAGCCCGAAUCACGUGACCACAGAGGCCCCGCCCUCACCUGUCCAGUGUGUCAGGAGACCCAGGACACCAAUGACCUCACCCUUUUUAACCGACACGUAGACCUCUGUCUGAACCAGGAAGUCCUGCAUGAGCUUGGGGGACUGGCAUCUGUGGACCGCACCACCCACACCGCACCACCUGCUGCCCACAAAGAGCGAGAGCAGCCCCUGCAGAGAGCGCCACAGAAAGGCAAGAGCAAAAGGAGAGGCUUGUCUCCCCCACCCCCCUCUAAGAAGGCCAAAGCCCUGGGCCCAGCUUGGAACACUAUUGACAAGUUCUUCAGGUGAUGCAGCUUAGGUGACAUCACACACUACUCCCAGACGAUCCUGUGUAUGAAGUAUUAUGCUCAGACAGUGAUAAUGACUGACCUCACUAGCAACCAUCCCUACCUACCUAGUACUUCUUGGAUUGCUGGGAAUUUGGAUUGCUCACUCAAGCAUUGAAGAUGCACUUCUUUCAAAAUAAAUACAUUUUUAUCUCUUGUGCAGUUUAAAAAAAAGUCAUAAUGGUCAUAAGUUAGCAGGCAGAACCUUUGCAGGGGUUUUAGUGAAGGUCGUUGAUGCAAACCAGUACCAGUAUGAGAUGGUGUAUUUUUGCAUAAGAUAACUUAAAUAUAGGCAAUGUAUAAAAAAUAAAAAUAAAUUAAUAUUAUUGUAUUCAAAUUUCAUAGGCUAUUUUUCUUACGGAAAAUAAAACUUGCCACCACUGUAAAUGUGGCUCAAUUAA